This is a messenger RNA of Tuber melanosporum (Perigord truffle), 1420 nucleotides long. RefSeq lists its product as uncharacterized. Gene Ontology annotation, molecular function: protein binding. The transcript is spliced from 4 exons. Bases 49 to 1023 code for a protein of 324 amino acids. The record is from RefSeq and is a predicted model, not a curated record. NCBI's taxonomy places the organism in Eukaryota, Fungi, Ascomycota, Pezizomycetes, Pezizales, Tuberaceae.
CCCAAACCUCUCGAACAAGGGUCUGUGAAGAAAAUAAAAAUCGGCAUAAUGGAGGACGUCUAUUGCAAAGAGAGUAUCCAGGAGGGUUCUGCGAGCGCCGCGAGGGACAAUAAGUCUUUGGUGUUUUUCGUUGCGGGCGAGAACUGCUGGAGAAGCAUGAAGUGGGAAAACGAGAAUCUACUGGACGGAGAGAUAUUUCCAUUGCUCAAAUAUAGUAGCAUCGUUUUCAAACUGAAGGCUGGAUCGGCGGAGGCUGGAUUCCUUGCCAUGUUCUGCCCUGUGGAGCAAGCUCCAUAUUUGGUUGUUGUAAAGAAUGUCUCCCUAGUAACAAAACUCACCUCCGACACUCCAGACAGUGCCUUUACACAAUCCUUAAAAUCUGCCCUCUCUCCUACUGCCUCUCCACCCCCUCCCUCGCCCCCUUCAACCUCAGUUUCAACUCAAGGCUCAUCCCAAAACACCUUGUCAUCCCUCUUUGCCGACCGCCGAGUCCGCCUAGAGCAGCAGCAAAAGGCCCUCACUGCCGCAGCCCGCGAGAAAAAAGCGGCGGAAGUCAAACGCCGACAAAACAAUUUAACUCCCGACCGCAAAAAGUACGUCGAGGAGCAGACGCGCCGCAUAGCAGAAGAGAAGGCCGAGAAGGAGCGCAUCCUGUUAGCCCUCCAACACGAUCGCAUUGAGCGGGAGGUGCGUGAGCUGAGGAAGCGGCAGGGCCGGGCCGCGGUUUUUGGUACCCCAGUGCAAGCGAUCGAUCGAACGGAGGAGGAUAAGGUUGCAUUUAAUGAGGUUUUGGUUAGUGUUAGGCUGUUGAAUGGUAGGCUGAUAAAGGCGAGGUUUUUGGAGGGGAAGGGCUUAGCAGAACUUAGGCAUUGGGUUGAUGAGAAUCGGACGGAUGGGGCGGAAGCGUACACCUUCAUGCAGCCGCCUGAUCGGAAGUUCUCCGCGCUCGACGAGAACAAAAGCCUAAAGGAGUUGAAGUUUCCAAAGCUCAUGAAUUUAGUACUCGUUCGUCGCUGGUCCUAGUGCUGUUACGAUGUAGGUGGGGAGAGAAAGCUUUAGGGAGCCAGUCUCUUUCCAAGUUACCUGUACUGUAUAAGCGGCACGAUUGUGAUUUUAUGUGCACAGAGACCCAAGGUUCAACAUUGAUUUCAUCAUAGGAUCUCACUCGCCCGGCUAUCUCGGUAGUGAGGUGCAGUGCUGUAGAAGCUUGUGUCAAUCAUAUGAUAGUAAUUGGACGGUGUUCCAUGUCGCCAAGCGUCCGCGCCCCCCCCGUAGGGUCAAGAAAUUUUGGUCUUUAUUUUUUGGAAGGGGGAAAGGAGCUGUUCUUUUGUUGUGUUUUCUCGUUCAUUUUCAGAGAAGGGAAGUUUUUGACUAUGAUCCUGUACAGUACAUAGCAUGCCGUCCAAUCGUUUUAAGUUUU